UUUCUAAAUGCAAUCUGAAUAGGACGGUAUCCAAGCGGGAGAGCUGUGGGAAAGAGCCUACCCGGGAGUUUGUCCGCCUCCACCGAAGCAGCCCGAGUUCUAAACUCAGGUUGGACUAGGUCUCGGUCUGUCUAUGCGCGGAGCUCUGUGGCCAGAGAGAGAGAGAGAGAGAGAGAGAGAGAGGGAGAAUUAGGACGAACUCUCAGUGCACCUUUUUGUCCUCCGAUAUGCAGAUUCUCUGAUAAAGCAUCAGUUAUCUGAUCAUCUCAUACAGGUCCUGGAAAACUGCGAGUGUAUGGGAAUCUUUAACAGUUUUUUUUUCACCUAGGUAUCUCGCCUUGAUCUCCUAUAUAACCCGAGACGAUUGUGAGCCGUAAUAGGCUAUUUUACUACUGACGGCUCUUGCAGCUCUCUCUUGGCAUUUUCACGCCUAGGCUACAACAACUACUAUUGCUGACUUAUUCUGCCUGUGGAUCUUGCCGUUGCGUCUUAGAAAAGGUUUAGGAAGCAGAGGAAGUGAACCACUCCAGAAUCAUGGGACACUUUCAGAUCUCCCCCAUUCUCUCCCUUGGCCUUCGGUUCGUGGUUGUCGUAGCGAUCCUGUUCCUCAAAUUCCAACAUGUGCCGGCUAUGUCCUCGGAUGUGGACUUGGAUCAGUUCGUGUCUCCUACUGCCAGCAGCAACAUUACUGUGUGCACUACAGCAGGCACAGCAUGCGAAAAAGGGGUGAUUCUGCCUGUCUGGGAACCUCAGAAUCCCUCGUUCGGGGACAAAGUGGCACGGGCUACAGUCUACUUCGUGGCCCUGGUGUACAUGUUCCUUGGAGUGUCCAUCAUCGCUGACCGUUUCAUGGCGUCCAUCGAAGUCAUCACCUCUCAGGAGAAAGAGAUCACUAUUAAGAGACCCAACGGAGAGACCACCACCACCACCGUGCGGAUCUGGAACGAGACAGUGUCCAACCUCACGCUCAUGGCCCUGGGUUCUAGUGCCCCUGAGAUCCUACUGUCCGUCAUUGAGGUUUGUGGACACGGUUUUGAUGCGGGAGCGUUGGGCCCCAGCACUAUCGUGGGCAGCGCCGCCUUCAACAUGUUUGUCAUCAUCGGCAUCUGUGUGUGGGUGGUGCCCGACGGGGAGGUCCGUAAGGUCAAGCACCUGCGCGUCUUCUUCGUCACAGCCACCUGGAGCAUCUUCGCCUACAUAUGGCUCUACCUGAUCCUGGCAGUCAUCUCCCCUGGCAUAGUGCAGGUAUGGGAGGGCCUGCUCACCCUCUUCUUCUUCCCCAUCUGCGUGUUGUUCGCCUGGGUCGCUGACCGACGCCUGCUCUUCUACAAGUACGUCUACAAGCGCUACCGUACCGGCAAGCAGCGGGGCAUGAUCAUUGAGACCGAGGGCGACCGCCCGCUCCCGUCCAAAGUCGACAUCGAGAUGGAUGGGAAGAUGCUCAACUCUCACGCGGCGGACUUCCUGGACGGGCCUCUGGGGCUGGACCUGAACGUGAAGGACCUGGAUGAGGAGGAGACCCGGCGCGACAUGGCCAAGAUCCUCAAGGAGCUGAAGCAGAAGCACCCAGAUAAAGAGGUGGAGCAGCUGAUUGAACUGGCCAACUACCAGGUAUUGAGUUCACAGCAGAAGAGCAGGGCCUUCUAUCGCUGCCAGGCCACCAGGCUCAUGACCGGCGCUGGGAACAUCCUGAAGAAGCAUGCAGCCGACCAGGCCCGCAAGGCCAUCAGCCUGCACGAGGUCCGCUCUGAUGUGGCUGAUAACGACCCUGUCUCCAAGAUCUAUUUUGACCCUGGCUCCUACCAGUGCCUGGAGAACUGCGGCACAGUGGCAGUGAACGUGCUACGCCGAGGUGGCGACCUGACCAAGACUGUGUCAGUGGAAUUCCGUACGGAGGAUGGAUCAGCCAACGCGGGCUCAGACUACGAAUUUACCGAAGGGGUGGUGGUGUUCAAGCCCGGAGAGACCCAGAAAGAGAUCCGCGUGGGUAUUAUCGAUGAUGACAUCUUUGAGGAGGACGAGAACUUCCUGAUCCAUCUGAGCAACGUCAAAGUGCUGCUGGCAGAGGGGGAGGAGGUAGAGAACCCAGAGACCAAUCACGUGGAGGCAGUGGCCUGUCUCGGUCUGCCCGCCACUGCAACCGUGACCAUCUUUGAUGACGACCACGCCGGCAUCUUCACGUUCGAGGAGCCGGUGGCGCACGUGAGUGAGAGCGUGGGUACCAUGGAGGUGAAGGUGCUGCGUACAUCGGGGGCACGUGGGGUCGUCAUGGUGCCCUACAAGACUGUGGAGGGCACAGCACGCGGAGGUGGAGAGGACUUUGAAGAUACUCACGGGGUCUUGGAGUUCCAGAACGAUGAAAUCUUCAAAUGUAUAAAGGUCAGAAUCAUUGACGACGAGGAGUACGAGAAAAACAAGACCUUCUACGUGGAGAUGGGAGAACCUCGCCUGAUGGAGACCAAUGACAGUAAAGCUACAGAGGUGGCUGAGAAGGAGGUGGAAGAGGUGGUGCCGCUAACAGGAGUGGAUGAUGAGGAGCAACGCAUCGCUGAUAUGGGUCGACCCACGCUUGGGGAUCACGUCAAACUUGAAAUCAUCAUCGAGGAAUCCUAUGAGUUUAAGAACACUGUGGACAAGCUGAUUAAGAAGACUAAUCUGGCCCUGCUGGUGGGGACUAACAGCUGGAGAGACCAGUUCAUCGAGGCCAUCACUGUCAGCGCCGGUGAGGAUGACGAGGAUGAAGAGUGCGGCGAGGAGAAGCUGCCGUCCUGUUUCGACUACGUCAUGCACUUCCUCACCGUCUUCUGGAAGGUUCUGUUUGCGUUCGUGCCCCCGACAGACUACUGGAACGGCUGGGCCUGCUUCGUGGUGUCCAUCUGUAUGAUCGGCCUGCUCACAGCCUUCAUCGGGGACCUGGCCUCCCACUUCGGCUGCACCGUGGGCCUCAAGGACUCUGUCACCGCCGUGGUGUUCGUGGCCCUGGGAACCUCCGUGCCAGACACCUUUGCCAGUAAGGUGGCAGCCAUCCAGGACCAGUAUGCUGAUGCAUCCAUCGGCAACGUGACGGGCAGCAACGCGGUCAAUGUGUUCCUGGGCAUCGGCGUGGCCUGGUCCAUCGCCGCCAUCUACCACAACUCCAAGGGCAACGACUUCAAGGUAGACCCGGGGAGCCUGGCCUUCUCCGUCACCCUCUUCACCAUCUUUGCGUUCAUCUGCGUGGGAGUGCUGAUGUACCGGCGGCGACCUUCGAUCGGCGGCGAGCUGGGGGGUCCGCGGACUCCCAAGAUACUGACCACCAUGCUGUUUGUCAGCCUGUGGCUGCUUUACAUUCUGUUCUCCUCACUGGAGGCCUACUGCCACUUCAGGGCCUUCUAAACAGCUACAAACUUAAGAAGGCCCUAGAAGAGCUAACCGGAGACAAGAAGGAGGAAACAGCAGCAGUGAAAAACGUUUUUCUCUUGUCGUUAAUAACCCCGACCCAACUCACCCAACCCCGACCCACCUCCCCCUUUUAAGAAGUGAAAGAUCCCUCCCCUAGUGCUUAAUAAGGGAUGAGACUGGUUGUUCAGGCGAGGAGAGGCCUGUCAGCGCUGGGACAGAGAAACCUCUGAAGUCUGUAGAAUGACAGUUGUGUGUGCGUGUGUGUGCGUGCGUGUGCGUGUGCGUGCGUGUGCGCGCGCGUGUGUGUGUGUGUGUGUAGCUGUUUGUUAUGUCUCUCACUACCCAGCAACCCUAUAGAAACAGCAUCGUCGACGCCUGGCGCUCAUUUCAAACUAAACACUAGACAUUUUUAGUGAAAUCCUUUAAGAAUUCCCAUACCACCAUUAUUGAUAUGUAUAUGCAUGAACAUCAAAAGAAACAAAGAUACGGCUGUUCACAAGCAUAGUGGGUGGGGAGUAACAGGUACUUUUGAAGAAAGUCUCUUGUCUGUGUGUUAGUCUUAAUAAAUCUCAGUUAGGGCCUGGCUGCAAGAGCUGCUCACCACCUUCUGACCCUCGGUUUGAUCCCAAGUAGAACAUCUGAUUAGGUGUCCUCUGUUCUUUUAUCUUGCUGUAGAUGUAGUUGUGUUAAAGGAGUUUAGCAUACUUUUACCUUUAAGGCCGUAUCGUGAUUGAAUGGCCAGCGUUACCAUUUUAACUAUCAGAUAACUCGUUGUCAACUUACAUGAUCAUUUUCAAAACUAUCCCAAGAUUGCAUUUCCAGUUUAGUCAAUAGGGGUUUCACCACCAACAUGCUUGAUUCAAAUUGCAAUAGAAUGCAGAGAGACCGUACUGGAUCGCCCUCUGCAUUAGCUUCAUCCAUUGGCUACACAUCUUUCAGCAGCCUCUCACUAUUGGCUCUUUCUCUCUAUCUUUGUGUCUAAACUCCUACCAGACUGGUCUUUUUAGCAGUCUCAGUCCUCAAGGGCUCUACAGUCAUUUCUUAACCACUAACCCUAAUCAGAAACCCUUUACCCCUCACCCCUAUCAUAAACCCACCCUCAACACCCCUAUCAUAAACCCACCCUCAACACCCCUAUCAUAAACCCACCCUCAACAAUCCUAUCAUAAACCUCUCAACACUCCUAUCAUAAACCCACCCUCAACACCCCUAUCAUAAACCCACCCUCAACACCCCUAUCAUAAACCCACCCUCAACACCCCUAUCAUAAACCCACCCUCAACACCCCUAUCAUAAACCCACCCUCAACACCCCUAUCAUAAACCCACCCUCAACACCCCUAUCAUAAACCCACCCUCAACACCCCUAUCAUAAACCCACCCUCAACACCACUAUCAUAAACCCACCCUCAACACCCCUAUCAUAAACCCACCCUCAACACCCCUAUCAUAAACCCACCCUCAACACUCCUAUCAUAAAUCCACCCUCAACACCCCUAUCAUAAACCCACCCUCAACACCCCUAUCAUAAACCCACCCUCAACACCCCUAUCAUAAACCCACCCUCAACACCCCUAUCAUAAACCCACCCUCAACACUCCUAUCAUAAACCCACCCUCAACACCCCUAUCAUAAACCCACCCUCAACACCCCUAUCAUAAACCCACCCUCAACACUCCUAUCAUAAACCCACCCUCAACACUCCUAUCAUAAACCCACCCUCAACACUCCUAUCAUAAACCCACCCUCAACACUCCUAUCAUAAACCCCUCAACACUAAACCCUCUUUCUCUCUCCACUGAGCUGCACAUCUUCAUUUUUUAAAACAUUAAAUGGAAUAUUUCAAUAAACAAUUUCUUAAACAUAAAAUACAUCAAUUGUAAUGGUGGACAGACGUGUAGAUUAAAAGGUUCCCAUAAUGCAGUAGCUAUAGGGACAUUUUUACAGACGUUCAAAGUGAAGCUGGUGAGAAAUACAUUGACUGACUUUUUUCUAUUUUCUGAGGUAAAGGCUUUUGUCUUAAUGAUGCAAUCUUUUGAAUCCAUCUAACUGCCAGUCCCCAGAUAUAAGGGUUUACAUCCAAGACUGUUACUCCACGUCCAGUUCAGACACAUCAGGCAGGUCAGUGUGUGGAAGAGGAAGACGGUCCACAUUAUUUGAUGAAUACCCCGAGUUUCCUACUGAGUUGGUUUAAUACACUAUACUUGAUGUGUAACGUAACAAUGAAGUAAAAGUAAUCAUAGUUGUAGUUUGGUUUAGAAAAUUAAGAUUUUGUCUCGUUCUUGUCAUUUCUCACCACAGAGGUUGCAGCCCCUGAGAAGGUUCCAUCUAGGUUAAAGUACUUAUAUGGAAGCCAAGUGGAGUUUACUCCUAUUUUGCCAAAGGGAACUAUUUCUAAUGGAAACUCCAGUAACAGCUUAGCCAGAAUAUGAGUGUGUUUUCUAACACACUGACGUUUCUUAACACCACCAAAAAGAUCCCUGUGUGGUACUUAAAGCCUUGGUAUUGUUUGACCGAAACAGAACAUUUCUAAUUCCAAAUUUGGAUGAAAACAUUCACAUUUCGUGGAGAUGGUUUAAUGUUUCGAAUUGAAGGAAAAACAUUGCACUGGUUCCCGUGUUUCUAAUGAAAAGGAUGACAUUGUUUAUAUGCUGACGAUGACUCUGCUGUUACAUGAUUAUACAUUAUGACCUUUCUCUGAUCUGAAAAGGUUACUAUGACAUUGAAAUACUAAAAAAGACCUUUCCUCCAACCCUAAUACUCAACUAACCAACUACAAAUGACAAGAAGAGGAGGAGGAGAAAGAAAGAACAUGUGAAGUACAGCCAUACAUUGUGUACUGGUGCAGUGAAGCACAAGGACUUCUCCUGCCCAGCAUGUGUUGCUAUAGUGUACGUCUGCACUGUGACUGUGCAGCAUCUCUCUGUGUACUCUACCCUGCCCACAUGCCAUGUCCAUAUUUUGGAAUGUUAAUUGUUAAUUAAUGUGCUACUUGUUCACACUGUGCAUGAAUGAUAACAUGUCUGUAUAUACUAAGCAGUAUCCCAUUCGUUGAUGUUGACGGAGGUUUGAAUGUUGUAUAGGUUUUGACUUUUUUUUUUAUGUACUAUAACCUAAUGUUAUAUUUUAAGUUGAAUGAUGUAUUUGGUAACUUGCACAUUAAAUUGAAAAAAGGCAAUAUCUGCUGUUGUUGAAUGAGGGUGAGAACUUAACGAGUUACGUAUCUUAAGGGAGUUGCAUGGGUAUUUGUACAAAAGACAAUGCUUGCUUAUAAUGACAUGGCUGGUUGUAUUAUUUGACAGUGUAAAGGCUAUUUUGUCAUUGAAGAGAUAAUAUGUGUAUAUACUGUACAUUGUUACCAGAGAGAGGUCUGAUACCUCCACAUAUCUUAGUGAAUUCUACAUAUUUAUUUUAAAACCCUCACUAAACUCAAGAAUGACAAAUAUUGCCUUUUUGGAGAAGUAGUUGGCUUAAAUGCUUGUUUUGCUCUCGCUCUCUUUUCCUUCCGUGCUGAGCAGUGUUUCGUCUUAGAUAUCUGAAAAGUGUGUCAGUUCGUCAUGCGGGGUGGAUUCCUUCUUCAACUCAAGAUCUGUCUGUCUGUCAACCUGGUAUGUGCCCAGCCAUCUGUCUCUCUGGCCGGUACUGUACCUGCCUAUCUGUCUCUGUCCCUGUUCAGUGUCUGUCUGUCUGUCUGUUGGUACCUGAGGUGCGUCAUCUGAUUUACACCACCACCGCCCACUGCUCAGAUGGACCGUCGUUUUUCAGGGUUCUAAUAUAUUUCACUUUCUCUUUCUUUUCCCUCCUUGCAUUUGCACUUUCUCACUGUUUAGCUCUCUCUCUCUCUCCUCUUUAACUUUCUCUCAACCUUCACCUCUCGAUCUGUCCUUUCCUUGCUGUCUCACUUUAACAGGGUUUAGUUUGCUAUUUGUUUUGUCUUUUUGUUUGAUUUUGUUUGAUUCUAAUUGAUAGAAUAUCAUGAAUUUGUCUUAUUUUGUUGGUGUCGUCUGUGUUUUUUCUUUGUGUCGCACAAACGAAUAGGAAGACAUUACACUAACUGUGAUUACUCUACAUGGUACACUUCUAACACAGAAAAUAAAGUUUGGAAUACCCUGUUUCAAAGA
Molecule: messenger RNA, 7501 nt
Organism: Oncorhynchus kisutch (coho salmon)
Lineage: Eukaryota; Metazoa; Chordata; Actinopteri; Salmoniformes; Salmonidae
Product: sodium/calcium exchanger 1
Exons: 7
Coding region: 535-3375 (946 amino acids)
Biological process (GO): calcium ion import across plasma membrane; cell communication; sodium ion transmembrane transport
Cellular component (GO): sarcolemma; postsynapse; axon
Molecular function (GO): calcium:sodium antiporter activity
Source: RefSeq, a predicted model, not a curated record